This is a messenger RNA of Plasmodium vivax (malaria parasite P. vivax), 573 nucleotides long. RefSeq names its product variable surface protein Vir30, truncated, putative. The record is from RefSeq and is a predicted model, not a curated record. Lineage: Eukaryota; Apicomplexa; Aconoidasida; Haemosporida; Plasmodiidae. The transcript has a single exon. The annotation marks the transcript as partial.
UAUGAUUUUUUCAAAAAUAUUGAAAGAUAUAUAAAGGAUGGGAAAUCUAUUGAAGAUAUCAUCCCUACUGUUGUUCCAUCUUCAGAUUGUAAUUCUUUUUCUAAAAUUUGGGGAAUAAAAUCAGGAAAUGAAAUAAUGGCAAAAAAUAUUUGCAAUAUCCUUGUAAGCAUAUAUAAAUAUUUUAAAAAUGGUAAUGAUCGUUAUGGAUUUGAAAGUAAUUAUAAAGAAGAUUUUACAUUUUUAAACUAUUGGGUAAAUUGGAAAAUACACGAAGGUAUGUUUAACGAAAAUACAACUGUCAAGGAUUUUUAUGACUAUAUAGGUAGCCAUGCUCUAAGUGAACUAAAUUAUGAUGUAUCAAAUACUCUAAUAUACGAUAUUGACAAGGAUGACUUGUAUAAAUUGAAUAUAUUAUAUAGUUUAUAUGAGAAGUACAGUAAACUUAAUGCUAUUACAUAUGAUAAUCUAGAUCAGGAUAAACAAUCAUUAUAUUCACACUCAACUGCAUGUUGCAAUGAUUACAAUAAAGCUAAAUAUAUAUGCAAUGAUGAUAAUAAGAAUAAUAAUUCCUAA